Molecule: messenger RNA, 429 nt
Organism: Camellia sinensis
Lineage: Eukaryota; Viridiplantae; Streptophyta; Magnoliopsida; Ericales; Theaceae
Source: RefSeq, a predicted model, not a curated record
AUGAGGUUUGGUGUUCGUGGUAAAUUGAGUCCUAGAUUUAUUGGACCAUUUGAGGUUUUAGAUCAAAUUGCAGAGGUAGCUUCCAGACUUGCCCUACCACCUUCACUAGUUAGAGUUCAUAAUGUCUUCCAUGUUUCGAUGUUGAGGAAGUAUAUACCGAAUCCCAAUCAUGUGAUUGAUUAUGCACCGUUGCAGUUUAACGAGGAUUUAACCUAUGAGGAACACCCUGUAAGAAUUGUUAAUAAGAAGGAGCAGGUUUUGAGGCGUCGAGUCAUCCACUACGUUAAGGUUCAAUGGAGCAUUCACUCGGAGAGAGAAGCUACUUGGGAACUUGAGGAUGAAAUGAGACAAAAGUAUCCACAACUUUUUGAGACUACAGGUAUGUCAAAUUUCGAGGACGAAAUUUCUUUUAAGAGGGGAAGAAUGUAA